Cordyceps militaris CM01 is the source of this 1227-nucleotide messenger RNA. Its product is annotated as metal ion resistance protein/transporter (Zrc1), putative. The record is from RefSeq and is a predicted model, not a curated record. Lineage: Eukaryota; Fungi; Ascomycota; Sordariomycetes; Hypocreales; Cordycipitaceae. The transcript has 9 exons. The coding region runs from base 1 to 1227 and encodes 408 amino acids. Gene Ontology annotation, cellular component: membrane. Gene Ontology annotation, molecular function: zinc ion transmembrane transporter activity. Gene Ontology annotation, biological process: zinc ion transmembrane transport; intracellular zinc ion homeostasis.
AUGGGCCGGUUCAAGUUCGAUCGUCGUAAUCGCUUGAUUGCUACUAUUGCAAUUUCUUUCAUGUUUUUCGUCGCUGAGAUUACAGCUGGCUUUUACACGCAUUCUCUUGCCCUCGUUGCGGAUGCUUUUCAUUACUUCAGUGACCUCGUGGGGUUCGUUGUUGCCUUGACGGCACUCCAGGUUUCCGAACGCUCGAAGCCAGUACCAUCAGGCUAUACAUUUGGAUGGCAGCGAGCUACUAUCUUGGGUGCCUUUUUCAAUGGAGUUUUUCUUCUGGCACUCGGCAUCAGUAUUCUGGUUCAAGCCAUUGAACGCUUCAUCAACAUCUCGACAAUUGAAAACCCCAAGCUGGUCCUCAUUAUUGGGUGUAUCGGGUUUGGUCUGAAUGUGCUAGUCAUGUCAUUUUUGCACGAGCACGACCACGACCACGGACACGACCACGGAAAUGCGCAUAGCCACGACCACGGCCACGGCCACAGUCAUAGUCAUGAUGGUAAAGAACGCCAUGCUCAACUUUCCGAAGAAGUCAUUGAGUCCCACGCGUCUGCUAGCGACAGUGACAGAGAGAGUUUGGAACUCAGCGCAAGUCUUCACAGAGUGACCGCCGUGGCGCACAGCCACAAAGACCUAGGCAUGAUGGGUGCAUUCCUUCACGUUAUGGGUGAUGCCAUUAACAACGUUGGUGUGAUUAUUUCAGCGCUGGUAAUCUGGCGAAUGGAGGGAGAGAAGAAGUACUACAUCGACCCAGCAAUCGGAGUGUUCAUUGCCAUCAUGAUCUUCUUCACUGCGAUGCCAUUGACCAAGAGAGCCGGGCGUAUUCUGAUGCAAACCACACCUGAAGGGAUCGACAUCAAGGACGUGAAGGAGGAUAUCGAAAUGAUCCCCGGCGUUGAUUCCGUCCACGAGCUGCACAUCUGGAAGUUGAACCAAACGAAGUCAGUUGCAUCGGCACACAUCGUGGUGGACAAUGGCUUUAGUGGAAAAUGGGCACCAAUUGCGAGAACAAUUUUGGAGUGCUUCCACGCCUACGGCGUUCAUUCGAGAGGCCUCCAAUCAAACCAAAGGAAACGCGAGUUUGUCAGCUGCUGUGCAGCAGUUUCUGCAGCGCGAAGCGAUGCUGCCGAUGAGCAUGAUCUGAAGGCUGAUGGCUGGCGCGGCACUUCCUGGAAAGUUUAUCUGCACGAUCAUAUGAGGAUAUUUGAAGAAUAUGGCACAUGGGCUUAUUAA